AUGAAAUUCCCGCUAGAGAAUCCGAGGAAACAGGUGAACUGGGACCCUGAACAAGUGGCUGUUCAGACAAACAUCGUCCCGCCGAAGAAGGUCCAGUCUGGUGCGGUCCAGUCCAGUCUGGUUCAGGCCAGCGUAGCGGCCAUGCAGAACCCGAUGGCCUGUGAGGUGAAAGCAAACGGUCACUGCAUUCUCCCGCGCCUCUCCAUCUCGUCCCGCUCGGCCAGCGUGGUGACGGGGAUGGACACGGGUGCAGACGGAUCUGCUCCACACUCGGUCAUGAAGUGGAAGACGGUGGUGACUGUGUUUGUGGUGGUGGUGAUGUACCUGGUGUGCGGCGGUCUGGCCUUCCGCGCGCUGGAGCAACCCUUCGAGAGCAACCAGAAGGACAGCAUCACGCAGGAGAAGGCCCUGUUCCUGCAGAGGAACCCCUGCAUCUCUCCAGCCGAGCUCGAGGCCCUCAUCAAGCAUGCAGUAGAUGCGGUCAGUGCUGGAGUGAGUCCCAUUGGAGACACGUCCAAUAACUCCAGCCACUGGGACCUCAGCAGCGCGUUCUUCUUCGCUGGAACCGUCAUCACUACGAUAGGCUAUGGAAACAUCGCCCCCAGGACUGAGGGCGGCAAGAUUUUCUGCAUCCUUUACGCCAUAUUUGGCAUCCCACUGUUUGGCUUCCUCCUGGCCGGGAUCGGUGAUCAGCUAGGGACCGUGUUUAUGAAGAGCAUCCUGAAGGUGGAGAAAGUUUUCAGGCAAAAACACAAGCAAAUCAGUCAGACCAAAAUCCGUGUCACCUCCACCAUACUCUUCAUCAUCGCUGGCUGCAUCAUUUUUGUCACCAUCCCAGCAGUGAUUUUCAAACACAGUGAGGGAUGGAGUACUUUAGAAGCCAUUUACUUUGUUGUCAUUACUCUCACAACCGUCGGCAUUGGAGAUUAUGUAGCAGGUGGUGAUCGAAAAAUAGAAUACAUGAAAUGGUACAAGCCUCUGGUCUGGUUCUGGAUUUUGGUGGGUCUGGCAUAUUUCGCUGCGGUCCUGAGCAUGAUUGGAGACUGGUUCAGGGUUCUGUCCAAGAAAACAAAAGAAGAGGUCGGGGAGUUUAAGGCCCAUGCGGCAGAAUGGAAGGCAAAUGUUCGGGCAGAGUUACGCGAGACACGGCGGCGCCUCAGCGGUGAGAUCCAUGACAAACUUCAGCGGGCGGCCACCAUCCGCAGCAUGGAGCGCAGACGUCUGGGUCUGGAGCAGAGGGCACAUUCGCUGGACAUGCUGUCGCCUGAAAAACGGGCCGUCUUCGCUAGUCUGGACGCCGGGCGCUUUAAGACCUCAUCGCAGGAGAGCAUCGACACUAAACUGAACAACCUGCGACUGAAGGCCGAGCGCGGUGAACAGCAGGCGUCCUCCGAUGAAAACAUCUUCAACCGCUUCGGCUCGCUCACAAAACUGGCCAAGCGCAACAAGAGCAAAGAUCUCCGCAGGAACAUCCCAGAAGAUGCCAGCAGGCUGGGCGAUGUCCUCAGCAGUAACAGCAGCAACGUCACACUGGGAGAGGAGAGAAGAGAGGACGAGGAGGAGAUUGAGGAAGAGAAAACAACAAUGGAGGCCAACACUGGCUUCACGUGUCUGCCUCACUAUCCUGAGGAACCCAAACAGCAGAAUUGUUUCGCACCGGCUCAGGCCAAAGAACAAGAGCGAAAUAAAAGACUAGAGCAGAAAGAACAUCAACCGUAGGCAGACAAUGACAGGGUGAAAAUGUGCCUUUGUGUUUUGUAGGCUGCGGCUCGACUCGUUACGAUCAUCUGCAGUUGAUUUUCACUGUGACAAAUGAUAAGUUGCCAAAAAUGAGAAAAGACACGGAGAGCUCAAGGAAUACAGACUGACAUCACCUUAAAGAGACAGUUCACCAAAAACCUGGAAAUUCUGUCAUUGUUUAC
Messenger RNA from Sinocyclocheilus anshuiensis, 1922 nucleotides. Its product is annotated as potassium channel subfamily K member 10-like. Gene Ontology annotation, cellular component: plasma membrane. The coding region runs from base 1 to 1719 and encodes 572 amino acids. The transcript is spliced from 7 exons. The record is from RefSeq and is a predicted model, not a curated record. Gene Ontology annotation, molecular function: potassium ion leak channel activity; outward rectifier potassium channel activity. NCBI's taxonomy places the organism in Eukaryota, Metazoa, Chordata, Actinopteri, Cypriniformes, Cyprinidae. Gene Ontology annotation, biological process: stabilization of membrane potential; potassium ion transmembrane transport.